This is a messenger RNA of Aegilops tauschii subsp. strangulata, 1020 nucleotides long. Its product is annotated as protein FAR1-RELATED SEQUENCE 5-like. Lineage: Eukaryota; Viridiplantae; Streptophyta; Magnoliopsida; Poales; Poaceae. The record is from RefSeq and is a predicted model, not a curated record. Gene Ontology annotation, biological process: regulation of DNA-templated transcription. Gene Ontology annotation, molecular function: zinc ion binding.
AUGCCAUCGGAGUUUGAAGAUGCCUGGGCUCAACUCGUGCACAACUACAACCUGGAGAACGACCAGAUGAUGAUGCAACUCUGGAGUGAUAGGAAGAUGUGGAUUUCAGCAUAUUACAAGAACAUUUUCUGUGCUAGAAUGACUUCCACACAACGAAGCGAGAGCAUGAACCAUGUGCUAAAGAAAGGGUUUGUCAAGGGGACCCAGAACCUACACAAGUUUGCUAGGCGGGUCAAUGCUUGCAUACAAACUCGGAUGCAGAAGGAGAACGAGCAAACAAUGACCAACAUGACCAAUCUUGUGACAAAAACAACUUACGGCUACGAGGAAGACAUGUCUAUCAAGUACACGAGAGCCGUGUACACCGAUAUGAGGAAUAGGAUGAGAAAGGCCACGCUAUUUCGCGCAAAGCGUACAGCAAAUCCCACUAAGUACCUUGUGUACUACCACAACAAGCCUGGCCAUGAUGAAGAAGAAAGAUUUUCCUGGUCAAAGCAUGAAUUCCAGGUUGUAGCUGACCCAGAGAAUGAAAUAUACGACUGUGAAUGCAAGCUCUGGACACACACAGGCCUGUUCUGCCUUCACAUCAUGAACAUACUGGACUACCUCAAGCCUGACAAAUUUCCAAACAAGUAUAUCCUCAAACGGUACACAAAGACUGCAAAAUCACAACCAACCUUUGACACAAGGGACUACAACACAACCUCAUCGGAUGGCAGCUCAAGGCUAUCGAAGCAAGACAUCUUGCUGCAGCUGAAUUUGAUGGUUAACAAGAAAGCGAUGAGAUGUGACCAGCAAUAUGACAGAGCCUACUAUGUUCUAAGAGGCUCGUGGAAGAGCUUGAUGCAAUACAUUCAGCAAAUCAAGCGGAUGCUGGCGAAAGGAUGGCUGAAGAGGACGCUGAAAUUGAAGAUGGCCUUCAUUAUUAUGCAGCUGAAAUGCUCAACGCCACCGCUAAAGCCAACCAAUGCAAGCAGGGUGAUGGCCAAUCAAUGGAGCAGCGACAGCAAGAGACGAUGA